CUCGGGGGAACAUGGGACGUAUCAGCCUAUGGGACGCACACACGUUUUAACCAAGACCUGUGAUCAUUGCGCAGCUGAUGUUCCAGCAUCUGUUAAAGUUGGCCGCCCGUGGCAUUAAUAUCACCCCAAGGUUGACCAGCCGAGGAUUAUUACUGACACCGUUCAACGUUUCUCGAUCAACAUCAGUCGCAAAAGUUAUACGGAAAAUGUCUACCACAGUGACCACCCACUCCUCCUUGACACCCGUCACGACCGAAAAUGCGCCAGCUGCAAUUGGACCAUAUUCACAGGCAGUUAAGGCUGGGGACCUCGUCUUUCUCUCGGGUUGCAUCCCCCUCGUCCCCUCGACUAUGCAAAUCAUCGACGGUGGGAUCGUCGAACAGACUACGCAGGCCCUCGCAAACCUCAAGGCAGUCCUGGAGGCUAGUGGCAGCGACGUCGGCCGUGUCGUGAAGACUACCGUAUUCUUAAAGAACAUGAAUGAUUUCGUGAUCGUAAAUGGAAUUUAUGCCGAGUUCUUCGGUGACCACAAGCCUGCUCGAUCGGCGGUCGAGGUGGCACGGCUUCCGAAAGACGUCCUCUUCGAGAUCGAAUGCAUCGCAAGGUACGUACACUACCUUUACCUUGACUUAGAUUUAACCUCGUCACUAGCCUAAGGAACUAGAGAUGUAGCAUGGACGUAGACCAUCGUCACCGAUAGCUUGCCGCCGGAUUUGGAUCCUCGAGGCCUCGCUUCCUAGGC
This is a messenger RNA of Pisolithus orientalis, 742 nucleotides long. Its product is annotated as YjgF-like protein. The transcript has 3 exons. The coding region runs from base 78 to 656 and encodes 192 amino acids. The record is from RefSeq and is a predicted model, not a curated record. Lineage: Eukaryota; Fungi; Basidiomycota; Agaricomycetes; Boletales; Pisolithaceae. Gene Ontology annotation, cellular component: cytosol; mitochondrion. Gene Ontology annotation, molecular function: deaminase activity.